This is a messenger RNA of Ictidomys tridecemlineatus (thirteen-lined ground squirrel), 6774 nucleotides long. Lineage: Eukaryota; Metazoa; Chordata; Mammalia; Rodentia; Sciuridae. The record is from RefSeq and is a predicted model, not a curated record.
UCUCUUUUAACACCUUGCUUUUGUUGAGGCUGGCUUUGAACUCGAGAUCCUCCUGCCUCAGCCUCCCAAGCUGCUGGGAUGACAGGUGUGCACCACUGUGCCCAGCUAGGCUGUGGGCAGCCUCCCCAAGUGAGCAGAUCCUGUAGAGUUCAAGUCACUUUGUUCUACACACACAGUCCCUUUGUCCCUUUUGGGAGACAGUAAUUGGGGAGGUCUGCUGCUUGCUGUUCCUUCCUUGUUAGCCUGAUUCUGGGAGGGAGUGGAGGAGACGAGUUGAGGCCCCAGGAACCCCCAUGGGCUGGGGGAGAGGCUGGUAGUGCCAGUCUUUAAACAUGCCAGUCGUGGCCAGGUUUGUAGUCUGGGGUCCAUGAUGACCCUUGUGAGCUCUCUUGGGGCUGGAGAUGAAGGGUGGCAAGACUCAAGGCCAAGGCUGUGGUCCUGGUCCAGCUGAAAGGGCCCGUAGCCAGGCUGUGCAGGUGGAGCAGGAUGACCAAGGCUGAGAUGGCAUUUGUGUCUGGUGCCUCUGCCCCCAGGAUGCCCUCACUGAUUCCCUCCCCUCCUCCAAGGCCCCCUUUCUGCUGAGGGUCUGGGAGCUGCAUUCUGGGCUAGAAUCUCUAACCUCAGAGAUGGUUCUUGUAGGAGGUGCCCUAAACUUGGGAAGUUAGGCAUGUUGGGGACCUGAGGCCCAGAGAGAUGGGGUGACACACCUCACGCUGCACAGCGAGUGAGUGGGCUGCGAAGCUGGGGCGUCUCCCCAGUCCCCGCUGCCCUGUCCUGCCUGUUCUCCGCCGCGUCCUUUCCAGCAGGGAGGAGGCUACACAGCGCUCUGCCAAGAACCAGGAAAACACAUUUUUUCCCUCUGUCCUCACAGAGCAAGCAAGAGGGGUCAGCAGCCAGGGCGGAGCCUGUGCCAGUGGGUGGGCCUGUCUAUAGGGUGUCUCUGGAGUGGCCUGGGGGCCAGGCCGGGUGUGUGGGAGGGUUCAUGGCCUCCGCCUGGGCAGCCGAGGACCAGGAAUCAGCUCACCGCGUGGAGCGCCCAAGAGUGUUGGGAAGCCAGACCUGGAGGUCCGCUCUGCUGUCUCCCUCAGAGAAGAGCAGCAGCUGGGCAGGGCAGGGCCAGGCCAGCCAGCCUGGAGGACAGUCCUAGGAGUCCCGGCCUGGGCCUUGAAGUUGAAAGCCCAGGGCCGCUGGAAAGCUCCCGGUUCUUGUGACUUUGCCUCGGCAGCUGCCUGACUGCUGAGCCAGGACAUCCCUGGGCAAACGGGGUGCCCCAGCUCUCAGCAAGGAUGCGGUCAGGGGCUGAGGCAAGGCAGGAGGCGGUGGGGGAGAGGAGGCAGGAACCCGCUGAGAGUCUUCAGAGCGCAGCCAGCCGGCUUCGUGGCCUCCAGGAGAGGGGACGGCUGCCGUUCAGCCUGGGCUUCCUCUCGGGCGGGGGCUGUGUUGGGAAGGAUUCUGAGGCUGUGUCCACGCUCAGUGUCGAGAGGGUCGGGGCUGAGUCUCACCUCCCUGGGGGAGUGCUGUGAUUAGGCCACGGUGUCCCUGGAGCUGGGAGCAGAGAGAAGGGGGGGUGAUGCGGAUGAGCCAACCGUGCGCAGCCGGGAUCUCGUCUGAGCUGCCUGUGUUUUCUACGCGCGGAUGCAGUUACAGUCCUCCCGAACUUUACAGAUGGGGAGACCAGCUCCCAAGGGAAAAGUGACCGAGCGAGGGGCCAGGCUAUGCAACCCAGGUUCUGUGCUAGGCACAGCACCCAGAACUCAGCACCAGCACCCAGCACCCAGCAGGCUUAGUUACCUGCGCCAGAAAAGGCUUUCCCUCUCCCACUGGGUCUCCGUGUGGCCCAGACAGCACUCAACACACCAGUUCCCCAAACAGCGGGUGGCGAGGGCCCUGGGUACUUGAGGACAGGCCUAACCCAAAUCCUGGCGUUCCAGAGCUGAGGGGCCUGGAGACUGUCAAGUGCACUUCCUCUGUGGGGGUAAACAGGACCCAGGGAAAGGCUCUGCCAGGGUCACACUGUGAGGAGGCAGGUGGCCCCUGGUGGCCUCCUCAGGGUGGGCUACUCCAGAGGCAAUUCACAGAGCUGUCAGGAAGGCCAGGGAUGGAGUGGUGGGAAGGGAUUAGGAUUCAGUCCUGGGUUUCUAUGGGCUUCGGAAUUCCUCUCUCUUUGCAGGGAGGCAGCCACUCACCUGCUGUGUGACUUCAGGCAAAUGAUGGGUCUCUAUCUCCUGUGGGCCAAAAUGGGCGUGGGGUGGGGGCAAAUGGCCUGUAAGCCUUUCCUGCAGCUCCCUGAGUGACUCUGGCCAGCUGGGAGGCGCUGAAUCAGAGCGGGACCCUAGUGCUGGCUGCAGGCCUGAACCCCGCUCCUCCUGGACGGUCACUGACCUCUGCAGUUAUACCACUUGCUUCCACCAAAACCCCAUGAGGCAGGUAUUGUGCUGUUCCUACAGAUGGGAAAGUGGAGACCCAGAGAGGCUGAGCAGCUCGCCCGAGGUCACACAGCCCGGGGAACACAGGGAUGGGACUGAAACCAGGCUAGCCUCUGACCACGCCACUUUCUCUGUUUCCCUCACCCUCUGCGGGCCCAGCUGCACAUAGAUGGGGUCCCUACUGCUCCCCUCCUGUUCUCCUGGCAUCUGUAACCUCUUCACCAUGGGAGCAAGGAGGCAAAGGGAAACAGAAAGAGCUGGAGACUGGGCCGGGAGCUUCCUCUGCACUAGGCUUGACCUUGGAACUGGGUUUGGACACUGACCAGCUGGGCGACUGCAUCAGACUACCCAGCCCCUCCCAGUGCCGGCUCCUGCCCUGCAGGGCCCUGCGCUGGGUGGCCUUAAACCCGCAGGGCUGACCCAGCUCAUCGAUGGAAAGGAAAGCCACGGUUAUGACCCUGGGACGGCGGCUGUGGUGGGGAGGGCGAGGGCUCAGGAGGGCUUCCUGGAGGAGAGGUCUGUGCCCAGGGCGGAUGGAUGAGCAGGAGUCUAGUGGGAGAAGUGGGGAGGAGGGAACAGCGGAAAGUGUCACGAGGUAGGGGACAGCCCAGAGGCAUGAACUGGGGGUGGGAGGAAGUGAAAGAAAUUCCUCGUGUCUGGAAUGCAGAACGGAGCCCUGUGGUGGGAAAGGGCCAGGGCUGGACACGCAGGUCCUGGGGUGCUGCGCGGGUGGCCUGGACUGCGCACUCAGGACCGGAGGGAGCCAUGGGAGUGGCUUAGAUUCACCUGGUGGAAAGACCCUCUGGUCGCCGUGGGGAGGGGGCACUGAGGCUGGACUCCCUGGGUGUGCGGCAGGGGCAGCGCCCUUUCAAGAGGCUGUGUGGCCGGUGGGACUGGUGCGAGUGGCGUGUGGACAUCUACAGGUAGCAUCCGCUGAGUCAGGAGGCUGGCACGUUGCAUAUGAUUUGUCCAGGCCGGAGGGGUGGGCAGGGCGUCGAGGUCCCCACGGACAGCUGAAGGGGCAGCCAGGGCCCAAGUCCCAUCGUGGCUGGAGGGCCAGGCAGGGAACCGGCCAGAGCCCAGGCUGAGCCUGCGGUUAGCAAUGUGGGCUGCAGCUCAGGGGUCCGCCCUGCGAAGUGGGCCUUACCCCCGCCCCCCCAGGAUCUCUGAGGAAGUCCGGGCUGCCCAGGGCCUUCUCUUGGUUGUUAGAAGAACACGAGGCUUUCAGGCCCGCAGGGAAGGCACUGGGGCCGGUGCCCCUCACAGUCCAUCUGCCCAGGGACAAGCGGAGUUGGUGCCCAGCAGCCCCAGGCAGUUGGGGAAGUUCUCUCAAACUCGGGCCUCGGGUCUCAGUACAUCCCAAAAGCCUGGUGGCUCUUAAGAGCCUCCCAGCCCCAGGGGCGCAGUGGCUUCUGUCGGAGGAACCUCUUGAAAUGCCAACUUCCCUUUUCUGUCUGCUCCUUCCCUCUGAGGUGCCAGACCCCUGACUGUGUGGGCCUGCAGGGGCUGGGGGUUCCCAAAAAGCCCUGGACUGUCCCCACCUCAGCCUGAGUCACCCUGGGAAUUCAGCCACUAGCACCCCAAGCAUGCGCUCUGGCCAAGCGCUCUUCUAAGCCCUGGGGAGUCCGCGGGUGCAAGCUCUGUCCCUCUGGGAGCAGACACUCUCCAGGAGGCAGACGCUGAACAAAUACAUAAAAUGUUUGUGACUAAUAAUUACAAACUGAAAAGUGCUACAACACAGGCGGGGGCGGGAGAAGGGGAGAGAGCUUGCGUGGGUCUCUGCCAGUGCCAGGGGUUGGUUCUACGCUGAGAUUUGAAGAGACCUGAGGGGUGGCACAGCUCUGCGAGCUAGUGGAUCCCCAUGCCAGGCAGAGCAGGCGCCAUGCAGGGGCCCUGGAGCAGCACAUGGGGGCUGGAGGAGCCGCAAGGAGGUGGUCCAGGAGGAACAGAGCUGGGGAGGCCAGUGGCUGGUCAGAGGCAAUUGCGCAGGGCACAUUGGGCAGUUCCUUGUGGCCACUGUGAUGACCUGGCUUUACUUCCAGUGAGAUGGGAGCCCUGGAAGGGUCCCAAGACUGGCAUGAGGUGAUCUGAUUAACACCCAACUACUCUGUCACCAAGGGGAAAGCAAGCAUAGAGAGGGUCACAUACCUGCCAGACACAUACCUGUCCCCAUGGUUGGCAAGGGGACCCUUCCAAAAGGCUCAGGUAUGUCUGGUACCAGGUCCGUGCACUUUCCAUUUCUCUGAUGUGUCCCCAGGAGACCGCUGGACCUUGCCAGGAUGUGUCAGAGGCUGGGCUGACCCAUGAGGUCCGACCCACAGACAGCUCAAGGAUCCAAAGCCUGGACCGUCCUUCGCCUCCCGGGUCUCGCUAAGGACAGUGCCUAGGGGGCCGCACCUCAGAUCACAAAACACCUGCCUUUUCCUUUGCUCCUUACCACGUCCCCUGCCCAGGGGAAUUGUCCCGUGAGUAAACUGAGGCUCACACUAAAGCAGAGAGAAGAUCAGAUCCACAGGGGACAGAGGAUCACUUCUUCAAAGGGUCCCCUUGGGGAGGUGGUUCCCUUCUCCAGCCUCAAGUGACGACCACUGACCUCUGGAAUGUCCCCUCCAUGAAGUUUUUUUGGUUUUGUUUCUUGAACUGGGGAUUGAACCCAGGAGUGUGUUACCAGUGAGCUACAGCCCCAGACCUUUUAUUUUUAUUUAUUUAUUUAUUUAUUUUUUUGAGGCAGGGAGGGUCUCAGUACUUGCUGAGGCUGGUCUUGAACUGGUGAUCCUCUUCCCUCGGCCUCCACAGGAGGUCUCCUUGCUGGGACUAUAGGCGCACACGGCUGGCAAACAGUAGCUGCUUGACAGGUCGUUGUUAGAACAUUCAGGCCCGCAGGGAAGGACUGGGGGCUGAUGGUCCCUCACCAGCCCAGGGCUGCUACCCCAUCUGCCCAGGGACAAGCUGAGUUAGUGCCCAGCUACCCCCAGGCAGCUGGGGAAGCUUUCCUAAAAUACAGGCCUGAAUGAGGGUGACCUGAGGGGGGGACCGGGAUGUCAUAUCUUGUUGCGGUGCUGGCUGUCCUUUGGGAAGUACACGUUUUGUGCAUGUGUUUUUUGGUUUGGGUUUUACUGGGUGGUAGUGGGGGGCGGAGUCAGGCCUUGAGCAUGCCAGGCAAGCACUCCACCUUGGAGCUGCACCCCAGCCCCACCCAAGUUGUAAGGAACAGUCUCUCUGUAGGUUAUACUUCCAUGAAACUUUUUAGAAACAUCAAAUAGGCAUGUCUUAGCCUCUGGGAAGAAUGGACUGUGGGCGGUGCUCUCAAUAAAUGAGAGCCCCCUGCAUGUCAGUCUUGGAAGUGGGCAGAAGGAUGAAGUGAUAAGGCAGGUGAUGGCCCUAUUCUUAUGGCCUGAAAUUUUGGUGGAAGAGGUGUGGGAGGGAGAGACAAGCCAUAAGCCAGAAUUGGAACCAAAUAGAACUUCACAAAAGAUGAUUGUUAUGAGGCUUGAUAAAUGACACAAUGUGGGGUUUGAGUCUGGAUGGUCAGGGAAGAUCUCUCAGAGGAGACAGCAUUGGGCAAAGACCUGGAUGACCAGGAGUCCCUAAGGGGAGAGAACAGUAAAGAAAACAGUGAGUGCAAAGGCCCUGAGGCUAGAAUGAUCUAUUUAAUUAAGAAGGCUGCACCCUCGGGUCAGAGGAAGGUGUCAGGCUUCAGUUCUCAGGUAGUGAGUUUGGAUUUUACUCUAAGUGUGUGUGUGGGAGGACCCCAAAGUGACCUUGACCUCCUCUGUCUCCUAGGUCUGCAACCAUGUCUGUGGAUCCCUUAUCCAGCAAAGCCCUGAAGGUCAAGCGCGAGCUGAGCGAGAACACGCCGCACCUGUCGGACGAGGCGCUGAUGGGGCUGUCGGUGCGCGAGCUCAACCGGAACCUGCGCGGGCUCUCGGCCGAGGAGGUGACGCGGCUCAAGCAGCGGCGCCGCACGCUCAAGAACCGCGGCUACGCCGCCAGCUGCCGCGUGAAGCGCGUGUGCCAGAAAGAGGAGCUGCAGAAGCAGAAGUCGGAGCUGGAGCGCGAGGUGGACAAGCUGGCGCGCGAGAACGCCGCCAUGCGCCUGGAGCUCGACGCGCUGCGCGGCAAGUGCGAGGCGUUGCAGGGCUUCGCGCUACUCAACUCCAGACCCAAGUAUUGCCUGGGUUUCAAGCAACAGAACACCCUGCUACACGAACGUGCACUACGCCACGAGGCUCUUCCUAAGACUGGCUGGCAAAAGCCCAGCCUGCCUGGGGACUUCAGCCCUGGAUACACGGGUGUGGAGGGCAAGGACAGGAACUGGUGGUCCCUGGUCACUCCUAAGGCCUGUUAA